Molecule: messenger RNA, 1041 nt
Organism: Ruditapes philippinarum (Manila clam)
Lineage: Eukaryota; Metazoa; Mollusca; Bivalvia; Venerida; Veneridae
Product: CUB and sushi domain-containing protein 3-like
Exons: 2
Coding region: 22-354 (110 amino acids)
Source: RefSeq, a predicted model, not a curated record
CGUUAUUUUCAAAAUCUAAAUAUGAGAUGGAAAAUCAUUGCUCCACCAGGCAAGAGGGUCAAAUUCUGGAUCAACGACUUUUCUAUCGAUGAAGGAUUCGAUUUCUUCUACGUUCACGAUGGUGAUUGCUAUGGCUCUCCUUCUACCUGCUCCAACCUGGGAACAUAUACUGGAAACACCAUUGACUUCUUCUACCACGAAUACGCUCAUACCUAUUUUAACUACCGUGCAGAUCUUGAUGCAACUUUGUCAGCACCUUUCAUAACUUCCUCGGAAAUUGCCACACUUACUUUCACUACCGAGGGAAUCAUCGCAGGCUUCGGAUUUAGAAUUGUUUACAUGUAUAUAGAUUAACCGUUUUGCUUUUCUUUGCUGAAAAUGUUAUUUGACUUAUAAUAUCCAAUUUUAUCAAAAAGAAGAUAUUAUAACUGUAAAUCAACUUCCUUGGUACCUAACAAGAUUCAAAGGUACCAUGUAUCUGGUUAGGUACCAAUCGUUUUGCAAAUGGAAUUGUUAUUGUGUAUCAUUUUACAUAUCAAAUAUAAUAUUUGAGAUUUGGGUAGCAUUUUUAAAGGUCACCUUUCAUUUCUUGGAUCUUGAUUUAAAUUGUAUGUUCUUGUAUCUAUUAUUUGUAAAAUUUGGGUUGUUUUAUCUUAUAGUCUUUUUCAUAUUAUGUGGGGUUUGUAUAGUUUUAGUCAGUACCACACACUGUUUUAGUGAACGAGAAUAUGCCCUUUUGUGUCUUCCAUUGUGAACAUAUGUAUGGUUUAUCAAAGUUUGAUUGUAAAUCGCUAUUAAUAUCAUUGGUGUGAGACCUUUUAUUCAUUUAAUAAGAUAUCGAUGUUUUGUCAAGGGGCACAUAUCAAAUACUUCUGAAUCGAGACAUUUUGAUCAAAUAUAAUGCAUAUUACAAAUUCAAUUGACUUCCACCCUGGGUAUUCCAAUAACAUAUGUGUAUAAUAUAUGGGAAAAAAAGACAAUAAAUUAAAAAAAAAAUACAAAAAAAAAAAUAAAUAAAAACUUGUUCUUUUAUUUUGUGGA